Molecule: messenger RNA, 1020 nt
Organism: Fulvia fulva
Lineage: Eukaryota; Fungi; Ascomycota; Dothideomycetes; Mycosphaerellales; Mycosphaerellaceae
Exons: 2
Coding region: 1-1020 (339 amino acids)
Molecular function (GO): arylformamidase activity
Source: RefSeq, a predicted model, not a curated record
AUGUCGAAGCUUCCAGAUUUUGAUGACCUUCCCAAGGUUGAUGGCAUGCCCAAAGGCUGCGCAUGGGGUGUCUGGGAUAAGAAUGGCAAGAAGGACAUCUACGGAACCUUGAACCUCCUGACCCCAGAUGUCAUCAAAGCCGCAUACGCCGAGGCAAAGGAAGGCGUGCACGUCUCGUUGAACUGGCCCAUUGGCGCCAUCAAGACUCCAGGCUUUGGUCGCAAAGGUCUUGUCCACAAGGUGAUGAGCUUCGUCGACUCACCAUUGAAUUGCCAUGGCUACGACGACGAGGUUGAAUUCAACACGCAAUGCAGCAGUCAGUGGGACUCCUUGGUCCAUUUCCAUCACCAGCCCAGCCAGGCGGGAUACAAUAACACCAAGACGAGCGUCAAGGAGCUGGAGCAGAACCAUGAUGAUGACCAUGAUUCCGAGAAGAAACUCCCAACCUUGAACCACUGGCACUCACGUGGCGGCAUGGUUGCCCGUGGCGUCUUCAUCGACUUCAAGAAAUACGCGGAUGAGACCGGACGGAACUUCAACCCAUUCACCGACGACAAGAUCUCCAUCGAAGAUAUCGAGACCAUUGCCAAGAAGCAAGGCGUCGAGUUCAAAGUGGGAGACGUAAUCAUCAUCCGCUCCGGCUUCACCGAAGCCCUCACCGGCAUUUCCGGCGAGAAGCAGCAGGAACUCAUGGGAUCCCAUCGAGUAUGCGGCGUUGUCGGCGACGAAGACAGCGCUCGUUGGUUCUGGGACAAGCACUUCGCUGCAGUUGCCGGGGACAUGAUCGCGUUCGAGCACAUCCCCUCGGUCGUCAAUGGCGAAGAGGUCCCGGUGUCGGGUCUCGUGCUCCAUCAGUACUUCCUUGGUCUGUUUGGUAUGUCGAUUGGCGAGCUGUGGGAUUUGAAGGCGUUGUCGGAGACUUGUGCGAAGUUGAAUCGAUAUACUUUCCUGUUGACGAGUGUGCCGUUGAAUGUACCCGGUGGUAUUGGGUCGCCGCCUAAUGCUAUUGCUAUAUUCUAG